GGGUAUAACAUAUUUACUUCUAUGUUAUGUGAGGGUCUUUUACUCACAUUGUUCAUCAUUGUGAAUAUAGCAACUUUGUGGCGCCACCGAUAGUGGGGCCCGCGGCGACCUCCACCAUAACCAUGGGCAAAGCAUGCGAUGAUGAUGAAACCGGAGAAAGAAGAAAAGGAUACAGAGGAGUAAGACAGAGACCAUCCGGGAAAUGGGCAGCGGAGAUAAGGAAUCCCCACACGGAGGUUAGGAAAUGGUUAGGUACAUUCGACACCGCAGAGGCGGCCGCCAGAGCAUACGACAAAAAAGCCUUUAAAUACAGAGGCAGCAGAGCCAAGCUUAACUUUCCCCAGGACUACUUCAAGUCAUCCUCGCCCCUUCCUCCUCCCCCUCAGCAGCCAGCUACUAGGCGAGUACCCGCUCCCACCGCCCAA
Cuscuta europaea is the source of this 425-nucleotide messenger RNA. The record is from the annotation of a GenBank genome assembly. NCBI's taxonomy places the organism in Eukaryota, Viridiplantae, Streptophyta, Magnoliopsida, Solanales, Convolvulaceae.